CGCGGCUCCACCCCUCACAUUUCAUUGGCCAAACCAGCGGAUUGGAAAUGGCAGGACUUAGGUCCUCGGCUGCGUCGUCUCAGCCUAUCAGACUUUGUGCCGGCUGCGGGGUACCCCAUAAUGGAAUAUAGCGCUAAGGAGGGAGUAUUCCGAAUAAACCUGCCAGACACAGUGUCGGUUCAAAGGUCGGUAGUGCUCUUGGAACAAGAGAAGUGUGUUGAUCAAUUCAUGCUAGCAGAAGCUGAUGAUAUUCCGGAGUUGUCUGAGGUUCCGGCUUCCUUGUGGGCUUCCCACAAAUACGAUGUGGGGCUCAUCAGGGGAGCAGAGCCUUUGGUGGUGCACCCCAAGUCUGAAUAUAGACCAUGUUUGAAACAGUAUCCCUUGAAAAAAGAAGCCAUUGAUGGCAUAACACCAGUGUUUGAGUCAUUGUUGAAAUCAGUUGUAAUAAUCCCUUGCAACUCCCCCGUUCGUACUCCCAUUUUUCCAGUAAAAAAGGUCCGUGGGGAGGGCCGACCUCCUGAGUGGAGAUUUGUCCAAGAUUUAAAGGCCGUAAAUGCUGCAGUCUACCAGAGGGCACCCGAGGUGAAAGCUGUGCUCCCUUCCCCAGCUGCAGCAGCCCAGCACCAUUUGAAGCCGGGAGACUGGGUGCUCAUUAAGGACCACAGACGAAAACACUGGAAGCAGAGGCGCUACAUCGGGCCUUUCCAAGUCCUCCUGGUCACAGAGACAGCGGUGAAAGUAGACGGGAGAGCACCUUGGAUACACGCCAGCCACUGCAAACGCAUCCUGGAGGUCCAGAGGGGAGGAGCUGCGUAGACCAGAGCCAGGGAACUGGCAGAGGUACAGUUGAACGCGUCGCCGGAACCUAGCACCUCGGUGAGAGGGGAGGAGUGCGGAUUGGACUCUGCCUGCACUCCGAGCUUCAAUAACCGUCAAGAACGGUGGGACUACUACUGUUACCUACUGUUAUCAUUAAGUGUGAUUGUCCUAAUCCUUUAUGACAUCUCUGACCUACAGGCCCGCAAUUCCAGUAAUUAUACAAGUACCAGCCCUCAUCUACGUCCCAAGAGAGAGUGGCGAGAGGGGAGUAUUACUUUCCAUUGUCCCACUGGCCGAUGUGGUAAGGACAAUUGCACAAUAUAUACAGUAGAAGAUGGCGCGGUGACUAACAUCCAAAGAGAGUUAACAGAGGUUGUGUGUGACACCCAAUCUGCGACCAAUAAUGUUUGCACUGUAUGGUUGCAUGAGGUGUUUGACCAUAAAUCAGAUUUUCCGUAUUGGUGCAGGAGAACCCGGGCUUGCCAAGAAGCUCCAGCCUAUGGCGCCCACAGCGAAUGGUACAAGACGUGCCAAGCCAGGAUACCGAAACCCGGCAUGAUCAUGUUUAAGUGUCCUGCGGGAUCAUGGGCAGAUCACGUGUGCCACAUAUAUGCAUUAGGACUCUCUGAACCCUUUUUUGGCCAUUGGUCUGAAUUAAAAGCAGCACAUGUGCAGACCCAGUGCGACACACAUGACACAUGCUCAGUGACUUUGAGUGCUAGAUUCGAUUCCAGCUGGGAAUACCCUACUGGUGCAGCAGACCUGACGAUUGUGACACCGAGCCAAAUUACCCAACUGACUUGUAUUGGAAGCCUGCAUGUAGAGUAAGCUUAGAAUUAAGAAAACUCCCCACCCGUGUUCCACCUUACGAAGAUCACAGCACCGCUUUAUCUAUAAUGACAGAGUCUGCACAUAGAAGUAACCUUUUAAUUUGUGGGAUUUGUCAACAUUUGCCCACUUCAUCUAAAUCUCCUAUGCUUGCUCCGGUUCCAUUCACGGGAGCAGACUGGCGUGUUAGGGGUGGCGAGUUAUAUCUGACCGGUUCAGGAAAAUGAUGAAGACUGCUACACACCUUCAUCACACGCAGCGCCCACCACGGGGACCCUCCAUCAGUACGAGGGUGAUAAAGGGGAAGUUAUACGCUUUGUAAUAAGAACAUUUAACUAUCAAGAACAUCCGACUGGCGUUAAUUGGGUAACUCUUUUUAAGUUAACAUAUUACAAGAAAUUUGUUUUACAGGGGCUGCGCUAUCAAAUGCAAAUGACUUUAGCUGAAACAAAUUGCACUACUGAAAGUACGUGGGUAAAUUCUGAAUGUGUCCUUUGACCAAAUACAGCAUCCAUCUGUCUCGAGGUAGGAGUGCAGAGUACACCAUGGGCAAAAAGGUUUAAGGUAUCCCAUUCAUCCUGGGUGAGGCAUAAUUGUACUCAACCCAUAAUUCCAAUUAGACCAAGUGAUAGAAAUUGUACUAAGCCCACACCUCCAAUUCCAGUACAUCCACAGACCAACGUGGAUCUCUGUUUUCAUUUUAGCACGAUAGAAGGGUUCUUCUUGGGUAAAAGUGAUUGCACAAAGCAGGUAGUAUCCCUUUCCAGUGCAACGGAAGGUCUUGCAUUACCAGAGCAGGCUCAUUUGGUCUGUGGUAACUCUGCUUACAGUUGCGUUCCAAAAAUAGGGACGACUCUCAAGAAACCUGUCACUGGGACAUGUUAUUUAGCUUAUCUAAUUGCUGUUAUUAGGCAGGCUGACCCCAGAGAGCUUGCGCCCUAUCACAUACGAGACAAGCACACCAUUUCUAUGGCGUCCAGAAUCCCGAGCAUCGAGAUACCAGCAUAUGGCGUUUAUAAAAGUCAAGAAGAAAUAGCCGUGCUCUCAACAGUGCUUGAGAGACACAUGAAUAAAACUACCAUUGCGCUCUCUGCUAUGCAACCGGAACUGACUGAUAUCAGAGGCAUGGUUCUUCAGAAUAGAAUGGCUUUAGACCUGAUUUUGGCCUCCCAAGGGGGCGCGUGUAAAGUUCUGGGGUCGGAGUGUUGUUCUUACAUUUCAGAUGCUUCCUCUGCGGUGCAUGACGUGGUAGCAGACACUGAACGGGGUAUUCAAGAACUGCACGAAGCUCUGCUCUGUACUUGUACUCUUGAUAAAAAAAAAAAAAAAAUUAAUUCUGUAAAUUGAUUGUCAGAUUGACAAAAGGGGGGCUUGCAAUGGGAAAUGUUUUAUUUCUUUUUAUUCAUUGCUACUUAUCACUGAUUAAACUUGUUGAACUAUGUUCUUGUAAUGUAAAGGGAUGCUAUGUUUUCUGAACUUAGGAUUGUUUGAAUGAACCGUAUGUACUGAUUAUAACAAAUAAAUGCUGGUCUGAACCGGCUGUACAUUUGUGCAGAUUCGUGCUGACGACAACGGCUACGUGACC
Xiphias gladius (swordfish) is the source of this 3232-nucleotide messenger RNA. RefSeq lists its product as uncharacterized. The record is from RefSeq and is a predicted model, not a curated record. The transcript has 2 exons. Lineage: Eukaryota; Metazoa; Chordata; Actinopteri; Istiophoriformes; Xiphiidae. Bases 121 to 816 code for a protein of 231 amino acids.